Molecule: messenger RNA, 926 nt
Organism: Habropoda laboriosa
Lineage: Eukaryota; Metazoa; Arthropoda; Insecta; Hymenoptera; Apidae
Product: protein LSM12 homolog
Exons: 4
Coding region: 1-609 (202 amino acids)
Molecular function (GO): RNA binding
Source: RefSeq, a predicted model, not a curated record
AUGGCCGGCGCCAACGAUUGUUUCAGCAUUGGGAGUACGGUGGCCUGUAAAACCUGUUACAAGGAGGAGAUCGAAGGCGAGGUGCUAGCAUUCGAUCCACAAACUAAAAUGCUAAUCCUAAAAUGUCCAUCGUCAAGUGGAGCACCAACAUUAAACGAUGUACACAUAGUAAAUUUAUCCUUGGUGUCUGAGGUCCAAGUAAAGCAGGAAGUUAGUCCUACAACUAGUGAACCACCACAAAGCCUUAAUCUGCAAAAGCUGAACAGAAGAGUACGUACUCAAAUUGAAGAGAAGAAGAAACUGGUAAUGGCUCUGCAGGCCGGAGUAUCUCCAGAGGGACAGAAACUCUUCAGUACUAUAUCAAAGACUAUCCCAGAAAUCACGUGGAAUGGAGCAAAUAUUGUUGUAUUUGACAAUGUCACAAUUAGACCGCCGUACAAAGUUGAUAAUGUUCAUGGAAACACAGAAUCUGGAGCAUACAAACAUGUAAAGAAAGUGGUUGAAAAACACAUUAAAGAUACAGAAGCAUCCCAACAAGCACAGCAACAACGGGAACAGCAGCAACAACAGAAGCAAAAAGGAGAAGUUCCAGUCUCUGAGGAAAAAUAGGAAACGACGAUAACCGGAUAUUAAGAAACAAAAAAAAAAAAAACCAUUGCAAAACUACUAGAUAAGCCUAUCAAGAAAAACCAGCAUCAUAGAUUUAAAUUCAAAUUAAUUUGAAUAAAAAAGAGCCUUCACGGGAUAAAAUGUGCGAAUCGAUUAUCAGAAUUCUAAAAGUACCAAACGCAUUCAUCCUAUCGUGUAUGAGCAGCAUUUUGUAACCCACGGGACACACCGUACUCGAUUUUUUAACAAAGAGCAUAUUCUUUGAUGAAGGAUGCUGUUUAUUUUAUCUAACAAGCUGCCAUACCACCUUACGUUCU